AAAAGGCAAAAAAAAAAAAGAUCAAAACGGUGACAAAUUGCUAAAACAAAAACACAUAUCCAUCGACAAUGGCAGCCAAGUUUCUCGCGAUAAAUGCCGUCUUCGGCCUCUCAAAGGCUUUCCCUCCAACCCUUUCUCUCAGACCAUCAAGAAGAGUCUCCAGGGUCUGCUUCACCUCGGCCUCCAAGCACUCUGAUGGACGAAAUGCUUGGGAAGAGUCGAGAGAUUCGAGGGACUGGAAAGACCCUGACGAGAUGACGAACAGGGCAAAAGAAUCCAUGAAAGAAGGAGAGGAGAGGAGUAAAGAAAAGGCGAAAGAGAUGAAAGACAGAGCCAAAGAGUACACGGAGGAGACGAAGGAGAAGGCCAAUGAAGGAGCGUACAAAGCGGCGGAGACGGCGGAGAGCACGAAAGAGCGAGCGAAAGACUACACGGAAGCGGCGAAGGAGAAGGCCAAGGAGGGAACUAAUAGGGCGGUGGAGACGGCGGAGAGCGCGAAAGAGAAGGUCAAAGACGCGGCGGAGACGGUGGAGGAGAAAGCGAAGGAGGGGACAUAUAAGGCCGGGGAGACGGCGGAUAGCGUGAAGGAGAAGACGAAGGAGGGGACGAGCAAGGCUGCGGAGACGGUGAAGGAGGGGACGAUGAAGGUGGCGGAGGCGGUGAAGAGCGUGGGGGAGAAGGCGAAGGUGACGGCGAAGAGCGCGUGGGACGCAGCGAAGGAGACGGUGGUGGGGCCGGAUGAGGAACCGGAGGAUAAGGUUGGAGGGAAUACUAUGGAUGAGGAUGUAGCGGAGCCGAGGAAGCGUGGAGGGCCUGAUGAGAAGACUUAUUGAAAAACAUUUCAAAGUGUUUUUUUGAUUGAGCUUGUUAGCUCAUGAAUCAUGAUAUAUGAUGUUCUUUAAUUUCCCUUUAUUACGCAAAAAACAAAUAAAUUAGCGGUGUACAUCAAAGACUUCGUUGUGUUGA
This is a messenger RNA of Morus notabilis, 966 nucleotides long. RefSeq names its product late embryogenesis abundant protein, group 3. Lineage: Eukaryota; Viridiplantae; Streptophyta; Magnoliopsida; Rosales; Moraceae. The record is from RefSeq and is a predicted model, not a curated record. The transcript is spliced from 2 exons. Bases 69 to 833 code for a protein of 254 amino acids.